Messenger RNA from Stereum hirsutum FP-91666 SS1, 858 nucleotides. Its product is annotated as mRNA triphosphatase CET1. Bases 1 to 858 code for a protein of 285 amino acids. NCBI's taxonomy places the organism in Eukaryota, Fungi, Basidiomycota, Agaricomycetes, Russulales, Stereaceae. The record is from RefSeq and is a predicted model, not a curated record. Gene Ontology annotation, molecular function: polynucleotide 5'-phosphatase activity. Gene Ontology annotation, biological process: polynucleotide 5' dephosphorylation; 7-methylguanosine mRNA capping. Gene Ontology annotation, cellular component: mRNA capping enzyme complex. The transcript has 5 exons.
AUGUCACCCGGAGGAUCGCAGCUUCCGCCGCUUUCGCUUUCGUUCAUUGGCAUUGAGCCACUCGAUGAAUUCAUACUUCAUGUUGCGGAUUGGGUGCACGAGCUGAUCAGGUCAAAGCCGUCGGAUAUGAAUGGUGCGGUCGAGGUGGAGGCGAAGAUUGGGUUGUUGAAGGACAAGGCUUCUGGGAGGAGAUUGAAGUUGCCCGUGCAGGUCGAGACGGUAAUAGUUUCUGAUCUACUCGACUACCGAUUCGAAUCCAAUAUGUCUGCUAAACAACAUAUGCACUUCAAUACUCUUCUCAACAAACUCAAAACAGACUCUACUCUACCGGGCCAUAAAUCCACACCACUCUCCUACAACCAUCUUCAUCUCACCGACACCUUUUAUCCAUCCGAAAACCCAGGCGACAGAGAGAAGAUACGCGUCACGCGGGACCAAAAGACGGGGCAGGUGCUGGAAUGUAUGAAGAAAGUGAGACUGGGAAAUAUGGACAUCUACAGCCCACAGCGUGCGGCGGACUGGCGCAUUAGUGUCAAUAUUGAGAUACCAGUAUCACAUCCACUGGGCUCUGCUACGCACACGCGAAAGAAGGAUCGCUUGAGUUACUCACAUGAAGAGUUCAGCAUCGACCUCACGCAAGUCACAUCGUCUGCCGGGCCACAUUCCCCUCCCGAACUACUCCACGAGCUAGAACUGGAAUUCGCUCACCCGGCCGUUCUCCUCUCAGCCGCUGCAAGUCGCGGCGACGAGUCCUUACCCGAACCCGAACGCUACGCCUUCGACGAACUCAUGCGCGCUUUCGUGAACAACGCUCGAAUACUGGUCCGGAAUGCUAAUCAUAGUUUCGUUCAGUCAUGA